AUUAACAGAAAAGCUCAGUCAAGUUUUGUGAGUCGACGGAGGAGCAUCAGUUAAAUCCAGCGGCGAUAAAAUCAACGAUUUACACCACUAAAACACUCGUUGUUUUUUUAUAUUUGUGGAUAUUAAUACUCUAUACGAUAUAGAGGACGUCUAUAAACACAGACAAGUGACCUUUCAACGUGACCCGGGCGCUGUCGCUUUAAAGCGAACACCUCCCCCUUCCCCUAUAUCGGAGCCCCCCAAUCACACAGAUAACAUGGACGGAUUCUAUGACCAGCAAGUCCCAUUUAUGGUCCCACCCAGUCACAAGUCUCGCGUGGAGGAACCAUCUUACAACAGGCCUGUGAACGACAGGAAAAGGAAGUUUGUGGACACAGAGCUCGCCCAGGACACAGAAGAUCUCUUCCAAGACCUCAGUCAGCUGCAAGAGAUCUGGAUUGCAGAAGCCCAGGUGCCUGAUGACGAGCAGUUUGUCCCAGAUUUCCAGUCGGAUAGCUUGAUGUUUCAUGGCCCGCCGCCAGCCAAGAUCAAACGAGAGCUGACUCCCUCCAAAGAGUUUUCUCCCUGUCGCCAGGACAGGAGUCCCAUGCCCUACGGAGAGAAGUGCCUUUACAGCUACAGUGCCUGUGACAGGAAGCCCAGUCCCGGGUUCAAGCCAUUAACUCCCCCCUCAACACCCGUCUCCCCUUGCGGCCCCACCAGCACACCAGGAACGCACCCACUGGGUGAGCAGACCCCGCCUCCUCACCCCCAUGUAGCCAAUCCGACCCCAGGGCAGCGUCCAGUGCACGUACAGCAGCCUCUAACGGCGAGCGUCGGCUCUCCCAACCAGCAAGCACUCCCAGUCCACAGCCACAGCCCGCCCUUCGCCGUGCCCUGUGCGCCCAUCAACCAGGAUGCCAACAACUUCUCACCUGAGCACAGGUUCCAGCGGCAGAUGUCGGAGCCAUGUCUACCGUUUCCCCCAUCAGAGAGUCAAGGGCGCCCCCAGUUCUUGCCCCAGCCUCCCAGCAACAACAACAACAACAGUCUGCCACGUGACGGCCGGCCGCCGUACCACCGCCAGAUGUCAGAGCCGCUGGUAGCCGUGCCACCGCAGGGUUUCAAGCAGGAGCUCAUCGACCCACGAUACGCAGAGCAGGGUGUCCCCACCAUGGGCCCCCCGGGUCCACCCCAGGGCCCCCCGCGUCAGACCGCUUUCCACCCCAUGGCCAUCAAACAGGAGCCUCGCGACUUCUGCUUCGAUUCUGAAGUGCCUAACUGUCAGUCAUCGUUCGGGAGAGCGGGGAGCUUCUACCAAAAUAACCAUGAAAGCUUCUCCUUUGACAGAGAUGCUCAGCUGUACUUUGACGACACCUGCGUGGUGCCUGAAAGAUUAGAAGGUAAAGUAAAACAGGAACCGUCUGUCUACCGUGACGGACCCCCCUACCAGCGCCGCGGCUCCCUGCAGCUCUGGCAGUUCCUGGUCACAUUACUGGACGACCCGGCCAACGGCCACUUCAUAGCCUGGACCGGUCGUGGCAUGGAGUUCAAACUCAUUGAGCCCGAGGAGGUGGCUCGUCGCUGGGGCAUGCAGAAGAACAGACCGGCCAUGAACUAUGACAAGCUGAGCCGCUCACUGCGUUACUACUACGAGAAGGGCAUCAUGCAGAAGGUAAAGGUGGCCGGUGAGAGGUACGUGUACAAGUUUGUGUGCGACCCCGAGGCUCUCUUCUCCAUGGCGUUCCCCGACAACCAGAGGCCCAACCUGAAGGUGGACCCAGACAGCCUGCCUGGGAUGGACGAUGACACCGUGCCCCUCACCCACUACGAGGACAACGCUCCCUACCUGCUGGACGCCGGCGAGCAGUGCGUGGCAGGCAUGCCCUUCGCAGAUGGCUACGGCUACUAAUGAGUGGCGUGGGGUCGCGACGCACAACACACACGCAAAAAAACACUCCCAAAGUCUCUCGAUGCCCCCCCCCCUCCCCCACUCUUAAAAUCCAGAGCUGGAACUCCUGAGCUGCUUUGGAAGGAAAAACCCUCGCGCUCUGCUCCUUCACGGUUUCCUCUUCCUGCUCCCUGGAAAUAAAAACUCUGUAAGCUCCCGAAGCGAAGAAUGAAUGAGGGAAAAAAGCUCCUCUACCGAGAUAGAGAGCGGGUUGUGAAACCAGCGAACUGGACUGCAAGGGGCUGCUGUUGCUACGGAGACCAAACAAAGCGAGGCCACACGCCGCCAACUUUAAAUGAACUGCCCCCCCCCCCUACUUUGUACAAGACUGCAAGAGAUGUUGCAUUUCUGAUUUUGUGACAAUCUGCUUUUCUUAAAAACAAUCGCAACAGAGUAAAAAAAUAUAAAGUUUAAUGAGAUCUUCUAAAUGCAGCACUAUUCGAUAGUUGCCUUUUUGGGUCCCCCCCAUUUUUCAUGUCGCCACAUCUGAACUACAAGAUCCGUGAAAGGGCUUUAAUUUGCAAAAAAAAAAACGGAUUUGACAACAAAACAAAACAUAUUCUAAACCCACAAAUCAGUUUGUUUUCUGUAGAUAGAACUACUUUCUUUUUUGUUUUAAAUACGCCAGCUGUUCUUUUUUAGAGACCCAGAACUCUCAGGUUUCUGGGGCGUUGCUGUAUUUCAAGGCUAGUCGGUUGGGCUGCUCUCUUGUAAAAUGUGUAAAAGUUUUAAUCGUUCUGCCCGUGUAAGAGAUUGUAUCUGCUUCCCUUUAGCGACUGCACCCCCAAGGUAGGAGCCCACAGUCUAUACGGUACACUCCUCUCACGUCUGCUCAUCACUGCUGGGUCCUUUUAUUGCUCAACUUUUAGAGAUGAUUAGCACUCCCAUCUCCUCCAUUUCAAAAGGGAUACAUAAGUACAUAUUUUCCCAGAGGAAUUCAUUAUUAUGUAUGAUAAACGUUUUUUGUAUUUCUGUCUGGAUGUUUCCUCGGCAGUGUACUUACUAGUUGACCUCUGAUGCACCAGUAUGGCAGGAGCAUCAGGAUGUUGCAUGCAAAAUAAAAAAGAAGGGUGAACCUUCUUUUUUGGACACAAGUCGUCACCCGGAGACUUCUGCUUCUCUUUGCAUGGUGUAAUCAGUCGAGACUGUGUGUCCACUAACAUAUCGCUUUACUGUCUCUGGACAAAGAAGAUAUUUGUGAUAUUCUCUGCAUUUUUUUUUUUUUUUGUGUGUGUGUUCAUUAUCUAUGUUUCUGAAUGGGGGGCGAAGACAUAUAAAGUAUAUAUUUUUGCUA
This is a messenger RNA of Sebastes umbrosus (honeycomb rockfish), 3224 nucleotides long. It is a transcript of the gene etv5a, whose product is annotated as ETS variant transcription factor 5a. Gene Ontology annotation, biological process: regulation of transcription by RNA polymerase II; cell differentiation. Bases 257 to 1891 code for a protein of 544 amino acids. The record is from RefSeq and is a predicted model, not a curated record. Gene Ontology annotation, cellular component: nucleus. The transcript has 13 exons. Lineage: Eukaryota; Metazoa; Chordata; Actinopteri; Perciformes; Sebastidae. Gene Ontology annotation, molecular function: sequence-specific DNA binding; DNA-binding transcription factor activity, RNA polymerase II-specific.